ACGGAGAAACGGAGAAGAAGUCGUCAAUGGCGAAAUGGGAAGGUAAGGUUUCAGCAACUCUAACAAAAGCAAGUGCUGAUCAAAUAUGGCCUUUGUUUAAAGACUUCUUCAACUUCCACAAAUGGUUUCCCAACAUGUCCAUUUGUUAUGGGGUCCAUGGCGUAAAUGGCGAGGUUGGUGGUGUACGUUACUGUUCCGGUUUCUCCCUUCCAAAUCAAGACGGUGGUGUUGAUAACGUUAGCUGGUCCAAGGAGCGGCUAGUAGCCGUUGAUUCGAAGCAGAUGUCGAUGAGCUACGAGAUGGUCGACUGCAACGUUGGAUUCAAGUCGUAUCUUUCCACAAUUAAAGUGGUUCCUAGUGGUGGUGCCAAGGGGUGCGUGGUCGAGUGGUUGUUUGCCGUUGAUCCAGUCGAAGGGUUAACGUACGAGGUUUUGUAUCAAAAGUAUCAAGAUGGUCUCGAUCAAACUACAAAGAAAAUGGAGGAUGGUCUAGUUCAGUAAGGUUCGAUUAAAUCCGAAAAAUGAAAUAAAUGUGUUCAG
Messenger RNA from Cynara cardunculus var. scolymus (artichoke), 539 nucleotides. RefSeq names its product lachrymatory-factor synthase. The record is from RefSeq and is a predicted model, not a curated record. Bases 27 to 500 code for a protein of 157 amino acids. NCBI's taxonomy places the organism in Eukaryota, Viridiplantae, Streptophyta, Magnoliopsida, Asterales, Asteraceae. The transcript has a single exon.